UACCUAUCGACGCUACGGACCUUGUGUCCAUACCUUUUCUUCCCUCUUUUCUAUAGCUCAGUCUCAUAGCACAAACUUCCCAAUGUUUUCUUCAAUACCCUUUCCGGCUGAGGCAGAUACCCAACCCUCUCCAAAUCUCUCGAUAAUUUCAACCUUGCAUGCUAGCUCCUUAGACAUAUGCCAGUCGGUAUAUGGAGAAACAUCUUCGUCUCAGGAUGCUAUUGAACGAUUUUAUGAGCCUAAUGCUGGUGUGUAGACAACUUGUUCUUCGUUUUCAAUCACAUAGCUCAUUUGUUGGUUCCUUAGUAUACGAAAAUCCAAUGAUAACAACUACUUCCCGCGCUAUGCUUUCGGAUGUUUAUCGAUUCUCCAGACAAUUCAACGCUGUCAAUGUCCCACGUCCUCUUGCUGUGAUCUAUACAUUAUUCGGUCUCAAACCACCAGAAUAUGUAAACAAACCGUUACUUCAUGCUCUCCGAGCUUGGUCCGAAAUUGGUGAUAUCAGUGAGGCAGAGGGGUUUGAUGGAAAUAGAAAAACCAUCGUAGAACAUACCCUCCAUGUCCUAUUCCUUCCCGGGCUCCACACCGAUUCCAGCCCCAACUUUGGUCACUCGACAGACUCACUCUUAUCUCCUCCACCAAAUCCGACCCACCCCGGAAUUCGCAUUCCAGGAACAAGUCUGAACGUCCCUUCGCCCCUCCAUUUCCGCCUGCACGUAAUUACCCGGUUAGUUUUUAACGAGCAGGGCCGAAUAACCCACCAUCGUGACUUUUGGGAUGUUAGAGACGUCAUGCGUCUCAUUCCUGGUGUUCCACUUGCUCAGUGGAUCGGGAGCAGAGUUGCUGGGUUGGGACUUACGUAUAUCGCUCGGGCCUGGAUGAAAGGGAGUGAGAAUCCCAAUUCCGAGGAGAAGGAAGAAGAGAAUGGACCGGAUGGCGACAUUGAACAAGGUCCUGCGACAAAGACAGCUCACGUAUAA
Marasmius oreades (fairy-ring Marasmius) is the source of this 980-nucleotide messenger RNA. RefSeq lists its product as uncharacterized. The transcript has 3 exons. The record is from RefSeq and is a predicted model, not a curated record. The coding region runs from base 192 to 980 and encodes 262 amino acids. Lineage: Eukaryota; Fungi; Basidiomycota; Agaricomycetes; Agaricales; Marasmiaceae.